AUGAUUAAUGAAAAUCACAAAGGAGACAUAAAAAUUGAUAAUAAAUUAAUAGAUAUACAAUUUUUAAAUGACAACAUAAAAAAGUAUGAUAGACAUAAUUUAAGAACUACGUUAAGAAAAUAUAUACGUGAUAAUAACAGGUUAUUAAAUUAUUAUAAAUUUAAUGAAAUUGUAAAUAAUUUUGAAAAUUUUAAAAAUGUUUUCAUUAUAUAUACCAAUAGCUUUUUACAAAAGAAUAAGAUUUUCAAUUAUACUUUUCGAUAUUCUAAAAUUAUAAAAAUAUUAUAUUUAAAUAAAAAAGGGAAACGAUUAAUAUAUGGAGAUAAUUAUAUUAAAGAUACGGCAUUAAAUUUAAAUAAAAAUGAUGCUAAUCAAAAAAAACUUGGUUUCUUAUUAGAUAAGAAUAAAAACAAAAAUAGAAGAAAUAAAGAGAAUAAGAAAAAUAAGAAAAAUAAAGAAAAUAAGGGAAAAGACAAAUUAACACAAGAUGAAGAUAAAGAGAAUUUAGGGUUUGAUAAAAAUGAAGAAAAUACUAAACAAUCAUAUAAUAACAAUGAAGAUAUAGAAAUACAUAAAUCUAUUCCUUCUAAUGAUGAUAAUAAAAAAAAAGAUUAUUUUAUAAAUUUUCAUUAUCAACUAAAAGAAAAAGAUAUAAACAAAUUAGAACAUAUUAUAUCUCAUAGUAAUAUAUCAUUACCUACCUUUAGUUAUUUUGAUAUAUAUUUAUUUAGUAAUAAUAAAAAAAUAAAAUAUGAAAUUAAUAAAAAGAAUAUUAAAUAUAUUGACAUCAACUCAGUUCUAUAUUGUUUAUAUAUAUCUGUUAUUAUAUCAUAUAUAUAUUUAAAUGAUUUCAGAAAUGCCUAUAUGAAAUUUUUUGAAUAUAUAUAUUUUAAAAGAAAAUUGAAAAAAUUACGAAAAAACUAUAAUGAAACUGAAAAAAGAAAGUUAAGAUUUAGUAGUCUUAUUUCAUCAGAUCUGAAAAGUAAAAUUUAUAAUUAUUAUGACGCAUUAUAUGAAAAAAGAGCUUCUGUUAUUAUGCAGAAAAUAAAAAGGGAUAAAAAAGGAAAUGCAAAAAAUUAUGAAAAAAUUGAGAGGCAGGAAGUAAAUAAAGAAAUAAAAACACAUGAGGAUAACAACAAUUCAGUUACUGAUUUUGAUAUAAUAAAAGGUCAAGAGAAAUUUAAUGAAUUUUCAAAAAAUAAAUUCAAUUUUUUAAAAAAAAACAACAAGAAAAUGAAGAAGAAAAAGAUAAAGAAGAAUGUUUCUAUCAAACAAGAUACAAAUAUAACACAUACUGAAAUAAACAUAAAAAAUGAUGAUCUUUAUAAUAAUGAUUAUAAACAUAGUGAUAAUAUUAUAAAUAAAUAUAAUUCACAAGAUAUGCAAAAUGAUAACCAACAUAUGGAUCAUAAAAAACAAAUGGAUGAUCAAAAUUUUAUAUUUCAUGAUGUACAUGAAAAUGUAAAUCAUAAGUGUGAUCUAUCCAAAAGAAAAAAUAAAAUAAAUAAAAAGUUUUUAUAUAGAAAAAAUAUGAAAAAAGAAGAAUCGAAAGUUAUUUCAAAAAAAAGAAAAACAAGAGAAGUUUUGCAGUUAGAUGAAUAUAUAUUAUACUUAAAAAUUAAAUAUAAAGAAAAGUCUCUUCAAAAUUUAACAAAUGCCUUAACGACAAUAUAUAUAAAUGAUAUAUAUUCAUACAUGAAACGAUUUAAAUCUAUAAUGAAUAUAGAACAUGAUGAAAAGAAAAAUAUGCUUAAAAAAGAGAGAAUAUUAAAAAAAUAUACUAAAAUGAAUGAUAAGAAAUAUUAUUCAUAUAAUUAUUUUUUUGAUGUAUUAAUAUAUUUUACAUAUUUUAAACAAAUAAAUAUAAUAGAAGGUUUAUUAAUUAUGGCCUUUAUAUGUAGUAAAUUAAAUUUUGUUAAUAUAAGUACAUAUAUUUACAAGAAUGUGUAUUUAUAUUUUUAUUUUAUCUUUGAAAAGUAUCAAAAAAAAAAUAAGAAGAAACCAUUCCAUAUAGGACAUGAAAUUAAUAAAUUUAGUUCAUUCAAAAUUAAAAAGAUGAAAGACAUCGAUUAUUUGAAUGAUCAAAAUAAUAUAUGUAUAAAAGAUAAUAAUCAAAUUUUGGACAAAACAAAUGAUGAUAAUUAUGUGAAAGAAAAUUUACAUAUAACGAAAAAAAAAAAAAAAAAGAGCAAAAUAAAUAUAAAUAAAAAAAAAACUCAAAAAAAAAAGAAAAAGAAGAAAAAAAAAGAAAUCACAGAAUUAUUUAAUGAUACAAAUAGUAAUGAAGAAGAAGCUGAUGUGAAUACAUAUGAAAAUUUCAAUAUUUCACAAUGUGUUGAUUCAAAAAAUUAUGAUAUAUAUAAGAAUUAUAGUAAUAUUAAUGAUUCUACAAGUUAUAACGUAAAAAAUGAGACAGCUAUUUAUAUAUAUGAAUAUUUAAUUCAUAUUUUAAAAGAUAAUAAAAAUUUUUAUAUGAUACAUGAUUUUCUAGAAGAAAAUAAGUAUUUCAAAAAUUGUAAUUAUAACUUUUUAAAUAAUUAUCUUAAUAUUGCAAAUGAUUAUAUAAUUAUAGCAACGAAGAUAAAAAAUGCAUUGUCAUUGAAUAAUAAACAUAUAUUUUAUGGUAUUAGAAAACAUAUAUUAAUUUAUUUAAAUUUAAUAAAUUAUGUAGAAACAAAAUAUAUAUUUUAUGAAAAUAAUUAUAAUUUAAAAAAUUUAGUUUAUCAUUUGUAUAUAGAUAAAAUUGUAAAAAGUUAUGAUUUCAAUUUAUAUACCUAUGAAAAAAAUUUGUACGUAUUAAGAAGAAUAUUAUUUUUGGAUAGUAAUAUAAAUAUAUAUCACUUAUAUAAUAAUUUUACUCUUAAUGAUAAUACAUUCAAAAGUAUUUUUUAUGCCAUAUAUGAAAACUUAAGUGUCCAUGAUACUUAUUUAAUUACAUAUCAGGAUAUGGACGAAAAAAAUCUGAGUAAGAGCAAUAAUUUAUUUAACAACACAAUAGAUGAUCAAAAUAUAUAUAUGGAUGAUGAUAAAACAAAAAAAAAAAAAAAAAAAAGUGUAUAUAUUACAAGUAAUACAACUGAUAUAUAUAAUCAUUAUAGAGAUAGUUUAAAUUUCUUUUUUAAUUUAAAAAUGAUCAAGAGGAAGAAAAAAAACGAUGAUGAUAAUGAUGAUACUAUAUACCAAUCUGUUAUGGGUCACAAUGAUACAUGUAGUAAUAAUAAAACUUCAGUUCAGUUUAAGUUUGAUAAUUUGGAAGAUAAUAAAAAAAUAAAAGAUGAUAACCAUAAUAAUUAUGAUAAUAAUAAUAAUAAUAAUUAUUAUUAUGAUAAUAAUAAUAAUAAUAAUAAUGAUAAUAAUAAUAGUAAUAACAAUAUAAUGUCAGAAAAGAAUAUUUUUCAAGGUGAAGACACAGAUAAAAAUAUAAAUAAUACAAUAAUAAAUAUAGAUGAUAAAAAGAAAAAAAAAAAAAAAAGUAAUUAUUUUUUAAAUUUUUACAACAAAAAGAUAUAUGAAAAAUAUAAUAAUAAAAGACAUAAAUCAGAAAUUAUCUUAAAUAUGUCAUAUAAUAAUAUGGAAAAUAUAAUAAAAACAAAAAAUAAUAGAAAUAAAAGCUUUUUCGUACCUAAGAAAAGUUCUUAUAAUAUAUUUCAUAAUAUAUUAUCAAAGAGGAACACAUAUAUAAAUAAUACAAACAAUGAUAAUAUUAUAAAUUAUAAAUAUUUUCCUUUUAAUUAUUAUAAAUAUUAUUAUUCAUAUGAUGAUCCAAUGAAUAAUGUAAAAAAUCAAAAUUUAAAAACAUAUUUCAAUUUUAAAAAUAAUCAACUUAAAUUAUUAAUAUAUAAUUUUUUAUACCUAUACAUAUUUGAUGAAUAUAUAUAUAUGCAUACACAUAAAAAGGAUAUAAAUGAAUAUUUUAAUUUUGUGAACGUUUUAAAAAAGAAACAAAAAUUAAGAUACAGGGUAUAUCAUUUCUUUUGUAAAUCAAGCAAAGAUAUAGGAGAUGAAAUAACUUAUUAUAAAAAAUAUAUUAAAGAAAAAUAUUUAAAGAAAAAUAAAAGGAAAGAUAAUAAAAUGUAUAAUUCAAUGAUUAAAGAAAAAGGUAUUGAUAUAAAAAUGAAAAAGGAUAUAACUUUCAAGAGUAGAAAUAAAAAAGAAAAUGAUAUAUGUGCUAGAAAUCCAGAUGGUUCAAAAAAUUUAUUGAUGAAGGAAAAUAAGAGUGUGUCUUUAAAAUCUCUUUUUAUAGAUAAUAAAAAGAAUUAUAGUAUUAAGAGUAUACAUUUUAUGAGAGACAUAUAUAGAAAGAAUUAUAUAAAUUACCAUAUGAAAAUUAAUAUAGAAAAAUAUGAGCAUAUAUGUUUCUUAUUUUUAAUAACUGAAAUGUUAUCUGUUGUUUUAUUACCAUAUAUUAAUUUUCAUAUUCCUUUUGUAUAUACGAAAAUAAAUAAAAAUAUAAAUGAUAUGGAAUUUACGCACAUAGAUAAAUUUAGGUUUGAAAAUAAGUGUUAUGAUAAUUAUGAUGAUGAUGAUGAUUAUAAUGAUUAUGAUGAUUAUGAGGUAAAAAAUAUUGAACAAUUAGACAUCCAAAGUGGGGAUGACAAUUAUAUCACUCAUAAUAAUCAUAAUAAUAAUAAUAGUAAUAAUAGUAAUAAUGAUGUUUUUAUGGGUGGCCUGUGUAAUUCUUCAAAUUUACAUAAUAUCAAUAACACGGUAGAUAAAAACAAUUUGAAUAACCUUGAAGUAAGAAACAAAUUAACUUUUUCUAAUACAUAUAACAUGAAGGACGCUAAAAAAAAAGAAAAAAAAAAAGUUUUAUUAUUUAAUAAAAAGAAAGGAACCAAAAGUACGUUAAAAACAUCAGCAAAAAGAAGUAAAAAAACAUAUUAUCAUAAAAAAGUUACAAGUAAUGCAAAGAAUGAAACAUUAUAUAUACAAAAGUAUUGUAUACACAAUGAAAAUAAAAUUAAAUAUACUAUAGGCAAAAGAAAUUCAUAUAAUCUUUUUAAUAGGAGAAAACAAAUAAACAAACAAAAAAUAACAGGUCACCAAAAAAAAAAGUAUAAUAAAAAUAAUUUAAAAAAAAACAAGGAUAAUGCAAUAUAUCAAUCAUAUGAUGAUAAUAAUAAUAAUAUUUAUUAUAUUGGCUUAUUCAAUAUGAAUAGAAUAAAUGAUAAAUUAUGUAAUAUAACCAAUUUAAAUGUAGGAACAAAAAGUAUAAUAGAACAAAAUUUUUUAUAUAACGAUUAUUACAGUAUAGAUAUUAAUGAAUUUAAAAAAAUAUUUCACAAUAAAGGAAAAUAUUUUCUAAUAAAAAAAUAUGAAAAGAUUAUUGCUUUAGCAUAUUUUACUAGAUUUAAUACAUAUUUAAUUUUUUCAUUAUAUGAAAGAAUAGCCAUGUUAAAUUAUUUAUAUUCUAACUAUAAUUCUGUUAUAUCCAUUUUAAGAUAUCUUAAUUAUGUGCAUUGCAAAUUAAUUAAUAAAUAUGCCCCUGAUCCUUAUAGUAAUAAAAAUAAAAAGAAGACGACGAUUCAAAAUAUUCAUAAUGAUAAAUAUGAAUAUAAUCAAAAUGAUAAAAGUGAUAAAUAUAUAUUUUCUAGUGACAAUAUAUAUAGAGGAAAAAACAAUCCAACCAUUGAUAAUAUAAGGUUAAAUAAUUAUGAUACAAAUGAAUAUAAUAUAGAACAUAAUAGAUAUAAAAAUAAAGAUAUAAAUGAUAAGCCAGAUAAUACAAAUAUUUUCUUUUAUAUGAAAAAUGAAGACAUUCCUUUUAAGGAUUAUAUAUUUAAUACAUAUAGUACGAAUUAUAUAAAUGAUAGAAAAUAUAUAACAGAAGAAAGUAAUAAAUAUGUUAAUGAAAAUAUUUUUGAAAAAAUAGCUAAUAUUAAAUCAUUUCGUUUUUCUUUAUUUUUUGAUAUAUUUUUUGAAUUAAAGGUAAAUUUUAAUCAUUUAAUUAAUAGUCAUAUAUGUGUUCAGAACGGAUUGAAAUAUUUAUUUUUUUAUAUGAAAAACUGUCACAAAUUUAAUUUAAUUAUUGAUUGUGAGCAGAAGGUUAAAAGGAUAGAGCAUAUGAAUUUAUUUUAUGAUAAUAUAACUGACAAGGAAAAAGAAGAAAAUUACGACAACAAAAAAAUGUGUGAUAAUAAAAUUUAUGAUAAAAGUUGUUAUUAUUAUAAUAUUUAUAAACCAAGAAAUAAUUUUGAAAACACGACUAAUAAAUAUAAAAGCAAUGAAUAUAAUCCACACCCUGAUGAGAAUAUAUUUAUAAAAACCAAUUCAGGUGUUGUUCUUUCGAAAAAAAAUUUCUUAGAGUUGAAAAAAAGUGGUGAGUACACUUUACAUAUUAAAGACAUAUUAAGAGAAGGUAAUACAAAUUAUAUACAUAAAGAACAUAUAAAUCAUAAUAAAAAAAAAACAAACAAAAACAAUUCUUUGAAUGAUUUUUCUUUAAAUACACAUGUAUCGAAAGAUUCAACAAAAUAUUCAAAUAUACAAAAUGAUAAAUAUAAUAAUAUGGAAAAUAUUGAUUAUAGUAAUAAAUCAUCAGAAUGUAUGAAUAAAAAAGAUACAAAUAAUAAAUAUAAGAAAUAUAUUACAAAUGAUAUAUUUAUAAAUAAUAAAGAAUAUAUAUUUGAUUAUAAAUUAGAUAUGAAUAAAUUGAGAGGAAGUAAACUUUAUUUUAUUAUUGGUAUAUCAUUAUUAAAACAGAUAAAUACAAAUCCUUAUUAUGAUAAUAUAAAAGAGGUUCAUUUUAUAUAUGAAGAAGAUGAUUUAAUUAAUAAAGAAAUAAAUAUAAAUAAUAUAGUAAAAAAUGAUUAUACUGAAUUAUUACAAUUAAGUUAUAAAUAUAUUAUGAAAAGUAUACAUAUAGAUCCUAAUAGUAUAUUAAAUUAUUAUUAUUUAUGUAUUAUUUAUUUAUAUAAUCUAAAAAUUAAUAAGUGUAUAUAUAUUUGUAAACAUUUUUUAAUCAGACAUAAUAUUUAUGAUAUGUAUACAUUUCCUUUUUUUAUGUUAAGUUUGACUGUAAUGAGUUGUAGAACAAUACAAGGUAAAUCAAAAAGGAAAUACGAAAUAAAUUAUGAUAAUAAUAAUAUAAAUAUGAAGCAUAAUUAUAAGGACAAGUACUAUUCUAUGCAUUAUAGAGGUAAUCAACAACAAUGUAAAAACAAUAAAAUGGUUUAUGAUCAUAUGUCACCCUUUGAAAAAUAUAACAAACAAUAUGCUUCAAUGCUUGAUAGAGUAAAAAUAAAUUCUCCCAAUUUUUUUAAUUCAAUAACGAAUAUUAAAGAUAUAUAUAACAUGAAUAAUAAAAAUGUUUCGAAUAAUAAAAAUCUAUCUCUUGAUUCAAAUCUAUCAAUAUCUUCAAAUGAUACCAAUAAUUCAAACAAAUUAUGCAAUAUAAGUAAUAUACUCAACUGCAAUAUUUUGAAGAAUAAGGAAGAUGAAAUUGUUGUAUUAAAAGAAAAUGAUGAAAAGAGACUAACAAAUUUAUAUACCAAUAAGAAUGAACAUAGUUGCGAUGAAAAAAGAAAAAAUACAUCUAAAAAAAUGAUUAUUUUUUCUGAUACUACAAAUAAGGAUUUAAACAAUAGUACAUUUAAAACAAAAGGAAGUCUCAUAGAUAAAAAUAUUAUUAAUAAUGAAAAAAAUAAGGAAAGGAAAAUAUCCGAGCAAAAUAAAAAGGAUAUUAUUUCAACAAAGAUUAAUGAUGAUUUAUAUCAAAAAAGAGAAUUAUUGAACAAAGAUUUCCUUGACUUAUUAAAUAAGGCUAUGAACAUAUUUUGUAAUAAUUUUUUUUUCCUAUAUAUAUAUGUUUAUUAUAUUAUUCAUUAUUUUUCACUUUAUGAUAUAUUAUUCAUAUGGGAGAGAAAAAAUAAAAAGAAAAGAAAUGAAUAUAAAAAGUAUAAUCAACAGACACAUUUUCAAAAUAUGUCCUUAAAUAAUUUAAUUAAUUGUAAUGGUUCAGAGUCUGAUAUGAAUAAUGAAAAUAAUAAUCCUUUCAAUAUUAUGAACAAGAAAAAUAAAGGAAAUAAAAAACUAACAAAUUGUAUUAAAGAAGAAAUUGAUAAAAUAUUAUUUUCGAUGAAAAUAUUAGAAGGUACGAAUUCUAGUCAAAAUGAUGAAAAAAAUAUAAAAAAUAGAAAAAAAUUAAAUACUCCAAAUAUAUAUCAAACGAAUAAAAAGAGAACUAGAUAUUUGUAUAACAAAUUAAGUUAUUUAAACAACAUAAAUAAAAAUUAUAAUAAUAAUUAUAAUAAAAAUAAUAAAGAUUAUAUUGAUAUUAGUAAUAUAAAAUUAUUACCAUGUUGUAUACCUAUAUUGGUUAUAUUAUAUAAAUAUAUACAUAGAAAUAUUUGUUCUAAAAAGACAAAAAAUAAUUCGGACGUAUAUAUAUAUUUUUAUAUACAUAAUUUAAUGUCUGAAAUAAAUAUUAAUAAAAUCACAUGUGAUUUACAUAAAAAUAAUUGUUGUAAUGAUGGCACCAAAAAAGAUCAAAUUGAUGAUAGUAAUUGUUUUUUUAUAUAUUCAAAAGAAAAUGAACAAAUAAUAAAUAAAAAUAAUUUUUUUUAUAAUAAAAUAAAACGUAGUACAUCAUGGAUCAAUAAUGAAGAUAAUACACUCUUAACAAAACAUCCUGAUGAUCAUAAUAAUAAUGUAAAAAGAAAAAUAAGUUUAAAAAAUAUAUAUUUAGAAACUAUGGUGUGGAUAGGUUUAAGUGAGAUUUUUAUAUAUCUAAAUGUAUAUCCAAAACUUAUUGUAUAUUUGUUUCAUAUUAUUAAUACGUAUAUAAAUUUCUAUUUAAGUUUGAAUAAAAAUAAUAAUACAUAUAACUAUGAGAAAUGUAAUUUUUUUUAUAAUUUAACUCACCAGUUUAUGUGUGUCAAAUGUCUAUUUCUUUUUUAUUUAUAUAAUAGAUCUACAAGCAAAAAAAUAUAUAAUAAAAAAUUUAAGAGGAAACAAGAUAAAUUAAAUAAUAAUAUCCCUGAAAUAUUACAAUAUGAUAAUAUAUAUAGCAGAAGAAAAAAAAUAAUAUUAAAUAAAGAAAAUUUUAUGUCCUUUAAAAAUAUAUAUAUAAAAAUUCUAUUAUUCGAGAGAGAAACACAGAAGGGUAAUAUACAUAUGGAUAUUUUUGAUAACCAUGAAAUAUUGAUAGAAAACAAUUAUGUAUGUUUACAACAUGAUCAUAUUCCAGAAUAUAAUUUUAAAUUGCCAUAUCGUAUUAUAGACAAAAAUAAAAAAUCAAAAUCGAAAUUCUGGCCUUUUAAAACAAAAAAUAAAGAUUUUAAUACUAGAAAAAAUGAUAUAAAAGAUAUAAAUAAAAAAAAUAAACAUAAUGUAGUAGAAGAUGUGAAAAAAGAAAAUGUUGAAAAGAAUCAUAUAUUAUCUGAUGAUAAUCAAAAAAAUAAAAUAAAUAUAAAAGAACAUAAAGAAUUAAUAAAAAAAUUACAUUUAGAUGAAAAGAAAUUAUUUAAUUCAUUUUUUUAUCAUAAUAGCUUAAAUAAAAGACAUAAAGAAUAUAAAAUAAUAAAAAAUUUGAAAAUAUAUUUAUCCUUAAUGACCAAAAUAUAUUAUAAUGAUAGAAAGGUUCAAAUUUUAUAUGCUCGUUAUUAUUUUUUAAAACAAAAAUAUAUAAAGGUUAUCAAUAUUUUAUCUUUACUUAAUGAUCAUUAUAAAAAAAAAACAUAUUAUUUUAAAAGAGACGAACAAGGAUAUCUUACAAGUAUACAAAAAGAAAAUAACAAUAAAUCAAAUAAUAUAUAUUUAAAUAAUAUCUUGUUUUUCCAUUUAAAUAACCAAUCUGAUUUUUUAUAUGAAUAUAUAAAUAUAUAUAUGUAUUAUCAAUCAUAUAUCAAAUUAAAAAAUUACAAAAAAGCUAAUUAUUAUAAAAAUAUCUUAAAUACUAUAUUUUUAUAUUGUCCAAUUAUACCUUUCCAUUCCUUCCCAUUUAUAAAUCUUUAA
Molecule: messenger RNA, 9954 nt
Organism: Plasmodium adleri (nom. inval.)
Lineage: Eukaryota; Apicomplexa; Aconoidasida; Haemosporida; Plasmodiidae
Product: conserved Plasmodium protein, unknown function
Exons: 1
Coding region: 1-9954 (3317 amino acids)
Source: RefSeq, a predicted model, not a curated record